Lolium rigidum is the source of this 1135-nucleotide messenger RNA. RefSeq names its product protein Mpv17-like. NCBI's taxonomy places the organism in Eukaryota, Viridiplantae, Streptophyta, Magnoliopsida, Poales, Poaceae. The transcript is spliced from 6 exons. The record is from RefSeq and is a predicted model, not a curated record. Gene Ontology annotation, cellular component: cytoplasm; membrane. Bases 87 to 806 code for a protein of 239 amino acids.
GCUGCCAAAAGCUACCCCCACACUGUCGCACGCCUCAGAACACUCCGCGAACCCGCCGCCUCCGCCGCCGCCGCCGCCUAGUAAAGAUGAAAGCCAUUGGAAGCGGCGGCGAGUGGUGGUGGAACCUCCCGUCUAUCCGCCGAAAGAACGACUCGCGCCGCCGCGGCCGGCGGAACCAAGACGCUCGCGGCCGCCGCCGCGGACCCCCGCGGGAGCCCCUCUCAUCGUCGUCGGAAUCCGUCGGCCAAAGCAGCGGGUGGCCCCUCGACUUCCCAUUCAAGCAGGCCGUGACCGCUGCCUGUCUCACCCUCACCGGCGACACAAUUGCGCAGGUCCACCGCCGCAUCAUGGACCGCCGAAGCCGCGGUCCCGAAGCCGCCGACAACAAGGCUCUCAUACCAGAUCUAUUGCUGAACCAUGAUUUGCUUCGCUCGCUUCGUAUAGCUUCUUAUGGAUUCCUUCUCUAUGGGCCGGGCUCAUAUGCAUGGUAUCAGUUCCUCGAUCAGACUAUGCCCAAGCAAACAUUGGCGAGUCUGUCCACUAAGGUCGUACUGAACCAGAUUGUUCUUGGUCCUUGUGUUAUUGCUAUAAUUUUCGCCUGGAACAACUUAUGGUUAGGGAAAUUGUCAGAAUUGCCAUCUAAAUAUCAGAAUGAUGCCCUUCCCACUCUUCUCAAUGGGUUCAAAUUUUGGAUUCCAGUAUCAAUUGUUAACUUUGGGAUGAUUCCUUUGCCUGCUCGUGUUGGCUUCAUGUCCUCUUGUUCCAUUUUUUGGAACUUUUACUUGUCGACCACAAUGAACAAAUGAGUUUCUAGUUCUUAUCUUCAGAUUCAUGUAAUAGAAGAGAAUCUGGAGGAGCUUGUUUCGACUUACAUGUGACAUGGUGGUGUCUAGGGCAAUUCUGGCGGUGGUCUCUUCAAUUGACAGACAUUAUUGCAGAAGAUACAUUAGAGGUCGAUGGAAAACAUUACAGUUUUGUCUAUGUAUGACCAUGCAACCCUAAUUUGGCAGGGAAAGUGUUGUGAUUUUGAUCAUAUGUAUGAGCUUUACUUGUAUGACGAGGACAUGUUGGUGCAAGCCUCAGUGUUGUAAGUGCAAUUUUCCAAGUGGAACAUGAAUUAUGUCUUGGAAAUUUA